Molecule: messenger RNA, 1356 nt
Organism: Formica exsecta
Lineage: Eukaryota; Metazoa; Arthropoda; Insecta; Hymenoptera; Formicidae
Gene: Spx
Product: splicing factor 3B subunit 4
Exons: 4
Coding region: 27-1259 (410 amino acids)
Biological process (GO): positive regulation of mRNA splicing, via spliceosome
Cellular component (GO): nucleolus; U12-type spliceosomal complex
Molecular function (GO): RNA binding
Source: RefSeq, a predicted model, not a curated record
UGGUUUCGAGAAAUAAAGUUUAAGCUAUGGCAGCCGGUCCGAUUGCGGAACGUAAUCAAGAUGCAACAAUAUACGUCGGAGGACUGGAUGAUAAAGUUACAGAGUCCCUCAUGUGGGAAUUAUUUGUUCAAUCAGGACCCGUUGUUAAUGUACACAUGCCGAAAGAUAGAGUAACUCAAAUGCAUCAAGGAUAUGGUUUUGUUGAAUUUAUGGGAGAAGAAGAUGCAGAUUAUGCCAUUAAAAUCAUGAACAUGAUUAAGCUCUACGGCAAACCUAUUCGAGUGAACAAAGCUAGUGCGCAUCAAAAGAAUUUGGAUGUUGGAGCGAAUAUAUUUAUAGGAAAUCUUGAUCCAGAGGUGGACGAAAAAUUGUUGUAUGAUACAUUCAGCGCAUUUGGUGUGAUUCUGCAAACACCAAAAAUAAUGAGGGAUCCCGAGACUGGCAAUUCGAAAGGCUUCGCUUUUAUCAACUUCGCUUCUUUCGACGCUUCGGAUGCAAGCAUCGAGGCGAUGAACGGCCAAUAUUUGUGCAAUCGGCCGAUCUCAGUGUCGUAUGCUUUCAAACGUGAUGCCAAGGGUGAAAGGCAUGGUAGUGCCGCGGAAAGACUUCUAGCCGCUCAGAAUCCGCUGAGCCAGGCGGACAGACCGCAUCAAUUGUUCGCGGACGCACCACCACUGGCGCCGCCGCCGAUGCCGAACUCGAACGCAAAUGCUCAUCAAUCUGUUCAUCAUCCUCCGCAUCACGUGAUGCAUCACGGAAUGGUCGUGCCACCGCCGCCGCCGCCAUCGACUCCGGGACCCCCGAUGGGUCAUCCACCUCCCCCGCCUGUGCCACCGCCACCAUCCAGUGGAUUUCCACCGGCAAACAUUCCUCCGCCUCCUCUGCCACCGAUGUCUAUGGCGCAUCCUCCUCUACCACCGGGUAUGCCGCCUCCGUUGCCGCCGAUGCCUGUACCGACCUCACAGGCACAGUCGGCUGCUUCGAGGAUGAUGGCACCACCCCCACCGCAUUGGGCUAUGGGAGCGCCUCCGCAGGGACAAUUUCCACCGCCUCCGCCGCCAUCCGCUACCGGUGGACCCUCGCAAUACGGACAAUUCCAACCACCAACGCCGAGGCCACCCCCGGCUUGGCGACACCCGCCACCGCCGCCUGUCUCGCAGGGUGGUCCACCGCCCCCGCCCCCUCCUCAAUUUCGACCACCUUUUCCACCAAGAGGACCACCGCCACCCCCACCUCCGCACGACGGCAACCAAUAUUAAUAUUUCUUAUAGUUUAACAUUUUUAUAUCGCGUGGACGAUAUAAUUAGUAAGCAUACAUAUAUCACAAUGAAUAUAUUAUUAUUUUUGCAAAAAUCA